Solanum pennellii is the source of this 2133-nucleotide messenger RNA. RefSeq lists its product as uncharacterized. NCBI's taxonomy places the organism in Eukaryota, Viridiplantae, Streptophyta, Magnoliopsida, Solanales, Solanaceae. The transcript has a single exon. Bases 152 to 1882 code for a protein of 576 amino acids. The record is from RefSeq and is a predicted model, not a curated record.
CAAAUUAAAACAUUUUCUGAUAUUAAUCGAAAAGAUUUGUGGCAAAAAGUUAGUCUUUUUAAGCCAAUAAAGUGAAAGUUUUUCAAGAUUCUUGGUGGGUUGUGUUGUUCUGUUGGUUGAAUUUUGGUAUAUUGGUGUCAGCACUGGCAAUAUGUUUGAGAAAUCUGCAAAUUUUGGUUGGGUUAUAAGAUCAAAUAGCCCCAAGAUUCGAUGGUGGUUUAAGAUAUUGACGAUGAUUUUUUUUUUUGGAAUCUUGAUUGUGUGGGAGAUUGAUAGUGUCAAUGUGGGUAGUUCAGGUAAGUUUAGUCCAGAUUUCAAAUUUACCAAUGUUAUCAAGUAUUACAAUUUUUGGUUAAAUACUUACCUGAAUCAAGUUCAUGCCCCUGAUUUCAGUCUUGAGAUGGUGACAAAUUUGUCGAAUAAGGAACAAACUUCAAGUACAAGAGUUUGUAGGUGGAUUUCAGCUGAAUUAGAAGCAAACUAUUCGUCGAGUCUUCUUACCAAGUUGUUGGCACCUGGUGGUGAGCUGUGUAGAGGAUCAAGAACUGUGGAUGUAAUAAUCCCUGCUUUGGAUGGUCGCGAGAACGUUGAGUUAUCAACUGGGGAUAUUCAUGAAUUUGUAUUCCAUGCAUUGUAUGAUUCUGGGAAACCUCGUUGUUCGGGUGGUGAUUAUCUUGAAACUGAUAUUGCUGGUGAAACAUGGAAGUCUAGACCUCCUAUUAAAGAUUUUGGCAAUGGUACUUAUCUGUUUUCCCUACAAGUCCACCCUGAUUUUUCAGGGGAUUACAAUCUUACAAUCAUCCUACUAUUUCGACAUUAUGAAGGGUUGAGGUUUUGGCCUGAAAGAUUUGCAUUUGACAAGGUUUUACGCGUGAUCCCAAUCAAAUUCUCCAAGUCUGUUGUUGAAUUACCUGAAAUAUCUCAAUGUAAGAAGUUAGAUCUUGUUAGAGAUGUGUGGUCUGGUCGAUGGACUCGUCAUGUCAAGAAUGAUAGCUGCCUAAUUAGCAAUGAUGGACGUUAUAGAUGUCAAAAACCAAAUUUUCCUUGCCAAAAACCAUGGUGUGAUGGUCCAUUGGGGUCCUUAGAGAGCAAUGGUUGGGUGUAUUCGACACAUUGUUCAUUCAAAAUGUUCUCAAGUGAAGAAGCAUGGAAUUGUUUGAAUGAUCGUUGGAUUUUCUGGUGGGGUGAUUCGAAUCAUUGUGAUACGGUGAGAAACAUUGUUAAUUUCAUUUUAGAUGUGAAUGAUGUAAAGGAGGUUCAAAGAAGAAGUGAUUUGAACAUCAGCAACCCGAAGAAUCCAUCACAAAUAGUUCGAUUUACUAGUAUUUAUAACGGGCAUCCUAAUGCAACACAGAAUAAUCAAGGGUUGAAUUCGUUAACAGAUGCAAACUACAGAGAACUUUUGACAGGGUACUUCUCGGGGCAUGUUGUUCCAGACACUAUGAUCAUGAAUUCGGGCUUACAUGAUGGACUGCAUUGGUCUAAUAUUAAGCAAUUCAUUGAAGCUGUUGACUAUGCUGCAUCGUUCUGGGCUGAGGUACUUGAUGGGGUACGACAGAGAGGGUUGAGACCCCCCGGAGUCAUAUACAGGACCACAAUAGCCACAGGUGGAUUUGCUAGAACAUUAGGAUUCAAUCCAAGUAAAAUGGAGGCCUACAAUGGGGUAGUGUUGGAUAAGUUUAAGGCGUAUGGUUUGGUUGAUCAUGUUAUUGAUGAUUUCGACAUGACUUAUCCGUGGCACUAUGACAACAGAUGCAAUGACGGGAUGCAUUAUGGUCGUUUUCCUGUCAAGCGGAAGUGGAUGGAUGGUCAGAUUGGGCACCAAUACUUUGUGGACGUUAUGCUUGGUCACGUGCUGCUCAACGCGUUAUGUGCAAGAUAGAAGGUGGAAUAUGGUGAUGCUAAGUGCUCACAUUGGCUUUAGUUUGUUCUGAGAUGCAUCCAAUUUCAAACAAUUAUUGAUACAGCAAAUUUGGUGAUAUUUUUGCAUUUUAUGAUGUUAUGUUUUAUGAAUUUUCUUCCAAGUUGUAGGUCAUAUAUUAGAUCUAGUAUAGGCCAAUAUACAUAUGUGCCUAUUGAAGUAAAGGACUUAACAUGUGUUAUUUUAAUAAAUACGAAUUGAUUGAUUGUACA